Molecule: messenger RNA, 874 nt
Organism: Linum trigynum
Lineage: Eukaryota; Viridiplantae; Streptophyta; Magnoliopsida; Malpighiales; Linaceae
Source: the annotation of a GenBank genome assembly
UCAUGAAAUAAAAAUCCCGAUCAUUCUCCGUGGAUGUAAGCCUCACACACCAUGAGGAAGAACCAUGUUAAACAAAACGUCCAUUUAUUUAUGUCAAAUUUUACAUGGUAUCAGAGCCCUAAGUUCUAGGUGUUUCCGUGUCAUUCGUCAAUCAUGGACGACGUAAAAGAUGACAAGAACAAGUCAGUCGAUUCCUCUUCGUCUGGCAGCACGGACGAUGGUCUUUCGUCCGUUCUUCAACUCCACAACAAUGACAUCCCUGGAAAUAUGCUAGUCGGCGAGAUCCUGACGACCUCGAAUUACGACGACUGGGUCAUCGACAUGAAGGACACGCUGGUUGCUAAAAAAAAGUACUGUUUUGUCGACGGAAGUCUCCCAAAACCUAAGUACCCCAUCGAGAUGAACGCGGGGCUCAGAUGCGACGCAAUGGUGAAAGGAUAGUUAAAAACUUUCAUGGACAAACAAAUUCAUAGUAGCAUCAGAUUUUCCGAACACGCCGCUAAGAUUUGGACUGAUCUUCGCGAGCGCUUUGGCCAAGGGAGCUCGUCUCGAGCUUAUGAACUGCGGAGACUUAUCAGUCUUCUGCACCAAGAAAAGAAACUGGUGUCUACCUUCUACACAAAGCUUCGUUCAAACUUGGAAGAAGCAUCGGCGGUCGCCCCUCUUCCAAUAUGUACAUGAGGCUUGUGCACUUGUGGAUAGGGGCAGACCUAAGGCAAGGGCGGGUGUGUCGGACAAUUUUGUGAAGGACCUAUAUAUUUUUGGUAAAAAUCUUUUUAGAUCAGGACUUCUGACAACCCUUCGAUAAUUAUAGGCGACACACCUUCAUUAGACUGAAAUAAUUUUAUAAUUUAAAUGAAUCAAUCUUAAAAUU